This is a messenger RNA of Talaromyces atroroseus, 2619 nucleotides long. RefSeq lists its product as hypothetical. Gene Ontology annotation, cellular component: peroxisome; mitochondrion; cytoplasm. The record is from RefSeq and is a predicted model, not a curated record. The transcript has 19 exons. The coding region runs from base 1 to 2619 and encodes 872 amino acids. Gene Ontology annotation, biological process: response to hydrogen peroxide; hydrogen peroxide catabolic process. Gene Ontology annotation, molecular function: heme binding; GTP binding; catalase activity. NCBI's taxonomy places the organism in Eukaryota, Fungi, Ascomycota, Eurotiomycetes, Eurotiales, Trichocomaceae.
AUGUCUUACUACACUCUAGCAGAGGGAUGUCCCUACGCUCGCCCCGACACAAGCGUCCACGUCCGCAAUGGCUCGGGCGGUGGCUUGCUCCUGAUGCAGGACACUCAGUUAAUUGAGACUCUUGCCCACUUUUCUCGCGAGCGAAUUCCCGAGCGAUCCAGAACCGUCCACGCCAAAGCUGCAGGUGCAUACGGUGUGUUUGAGUGCACACAUGACUGCACUGACAUCACUUCCGCUAGCUUCCUCAACACUGUUGGUAAGAAGACCGAUGUUUUGCUGCGUGUCUCGACUGUUGGCCCAGAGAGCGGCUCUGCCGAUACCUCUCGCGACGUGCAUGGCUGGGCAAUGAAACUCUACACUGAUCAAGGCAACCUGGACUCGGUCUUCAACAACACGGUGCGCACUCAUCCCAUGUAUAUAAGCGUGGACUUUUCAUUGACAACAGAGCAGCCCACGUUCUUUAUCCGAGAUCCGAUCAAAUUCCCCUCCAUGAACCGACCGCAUAAGAGACACCCGCGGACCCAUCGGCCAGAUGAGAAUAUGGAUGGUUCCUUUAAAUACAUCAAGGCUCAUAUCAAGACCCAGCAGGGCGUCAAAAACUUUACUCGGCAGGAAGCAACUAGGAUUGCCGGCAAGAAUCCCGACUACCUGCUGCAGGAUCUGUUCGACGCGAUCGAGGCGGGUCAUAGAUCCCAAGGAUGCCGAGAGUUACAAAUAGAACAUCUUCGACAUGACCAAGGUCUGGCCGCACAAGGACUACCCGCUCCGACAGAUCGGCAAAUUGACCAUCAACCGGAGCCCCCUCAGCCGGCAAACUAUUUCACGGACAUUGAACAGGCCGCCUUUUCUCCAUCCAAUAUGGUCCCGGGCUGGGCGUCAUCUGCUGAUCCAGGUGAGAAUCAUAAUGACCAACAAACUGUGUUGCAAGCGCGAUUGUUCGCAUACCCCGACGCCGCACGUUACCGACUGGGCACGAACUACCAAAUGUUGCCAACGAACGCAGCGCAUGUACCCGUAUACUGUCCGUUCCAGCGCGACGGCUUCAUGAACUUCGGGACCAACUAUGGUGAUGACCCUAACUAUGUUGGCUCGUCGCUGAAGCCAACGAACUUCCAAAGGCAGUUCAACACCACCACCAUCACAGAGCAUGAGAAGUGGGUGGGCGAGGUUGUGAGCUUCACGAGCCAAAUCACCGCCGUCGAUUUCGAACAGGCUACCGGGUUGUGGCAUGUUUUGGGCCGAGAACCAGGCCAUCAAGACAGAUAUAUUGAGAAUGUGUCGGCCUCUGUGCAGAAGGUCGUGAGCCCGGAUUUGCGGGCCAAGGUCUACGCAUUCGCAAAGUAUGCUCGAACAUGCUCACCCCGCACGCAUCUCCGCGCUGACCAGACUGGUGUUAUGAAUAAAAAGCCUUCCAGCGGGAAAUCCACGACGCUGAAUAGUUUGACAGACGCUUCUUCCAAAGUUGGAAACUUUCCUUUCACCACCAUCGACCCACAACGAGCCAUUGGAUAUCUCCAGAUAGAAUGCGCAUGCCAGAGAUUCAAGGUGUCCGACAAAUGCAAACCAAACUAUGGCGGGUGUACCGACGGGCGAAGAUCAGUUCCAAUUGAACUCUUGGAUGUUGCCGGACUCGUGCCAGGGGCUCACGAGGGGAAGGGUCUUGGUAAUAAGUUUUUGGAUGAUCUGCGACAUGCUGAUGCUCUAAUUCAUGUGGUGGAUGUGAGCGGGACUACGGAUGCUGAAGGCAAGGAGACUAGGGGUUAUGAUCCGUCACAAGAUAUUGUCUGGUUGAGGUCAGAAAUUGUGCGAUGGGUGCAAGGAAAUUUGAUGGAGAAAUGGGGCUCUAUCAAACGGAGACAUGCCGCAUUAAAGGCAUCGCCAGUGGACACACUGCAGGGCCAAUUCUCUGGAUACGGAAGUACUUCACAGACAGUAGCUCGAUGUCUUGACCGUCUGAAUCUGAAAGAACCACUCGAGGAAUGGUCAAAUGAGACCAUUGAGAAGGUCGUGAAUGCUUUCGUUGAUGAGAAGUUCCCGACAGUCUUCGCACUCAAUAAAAUCGACCAUCCGGAUGCAGAUAAAAAUAUCAGCAAAAUCGCUCGAAUGCAAGAUCCACAGUCAAUCGUUCUCUGCUCAGCGAUAUCCGAAGUCUUUCUACGAAGACUUGCAAAACAGAGCUAUAUUAAGUAUGUGGAAGGUAGUGAGUUUGUGGACACUCGGGAAGACUUGAUAGAGAUGGGUGAUCCUGAUGGAGGGGGAUUGAAGGAGAUGGAUGAAAAGUUAAAAUCACGCGUCGAGAAUCUCAAAGAUAUGGUUCUCUACCGAUUUGGAUCAACUGGGGUCGUCCAAUGUCUGUCGCGGGCUGCAGAGGUUCUUGGGCUUGUACCGAUAUUCCCCGUGCGAAACAUUCAUACAUUUGCCUCGGGAACGGGGUCAAAUGCCGUGUUCCGUGAUUGUGUUCUGGUGAAGAAGAACAGCACAGUCGGCGAUGUAGCACGAAAAGUCAUGGGCGAUGUCCCUAUAGCCUACGUAGAAGGGGCUGGCGGAGUACGUGUCUCUGAAGACGAAGUUGUUGCAGUUGGGAAACAUGAUGUAUUGUCUUUCAGAGUUGGCCGCUAG